Messenger RNA from Drosophila biarmipes, 593 nucleotides. RefSeq lists its product as uncharacterized. The coding region runs from base 126 to 521 and encodes 131 amino acids. The transcript has 2 exons. The record is from RefSeq and is a predicted model, not a curated record. NCBI's taxonomy places the organism in Eukaryota, Metazoa, Arthropoda, Insecta, Diptera, Drosophilidae.
CUUGAAUUCUUUGUCACAAAUAUGUCAAGGAAAUUUAACAAUAUAAUAUAAUUUUAACCUUUAAGUAACAUAUGUAAUACGUAUGCAGUUUUGGUAGCUGGCUACAUCUAUAGUCCCCAGUGAAAAUGCCUCCCCUAUCUAGCGACGGUUGCAGCCUCAAGGAUCCCACAUCUGUUCAGAUAAUUGUCGAACGUACCCGGGAAAGUGUAUCUGAGAUCUUUGGCAGGUACCGCCGUAAAGUGGGCGAUGGGGCCCGCCAGGCGAUACAGCGGGCCAGAAGUCGUCACCGCGUCGAUCUCAUCAAGAAAACUAGUUCGCAUUCCAUAGUUGACCAAUAUCGAUUCUGUACAAGUUUUGGCUGUCAAGAGGUGGCCUCCAGCGUAUUGUUGCUUAUAAUCCUGCUGAUGCUUUUGUUGGGACUUAAGCUGAUCAGAAAUUAUAAUCACAACUUUGUCUACGGAUCGGGCGGCUGCCUGUCAACAUUUCUGUGGACCUACGAGGAAUGUAUUAUACUAACAUAAGUUCAAGCGGUUUUAUUUAUAAAUCCCUUUUGCUGUUUAUUUGAUCGUGGCUAAUAAAUUUUAACCCUUUUA